Molecule: messenger RNA, 1098 nt
Organism: Cinclus cinclus
Lineage: Eukaryota; Metazoa; Chordata; Aves; Passeriformes; Cinclidae
Gene: RTCA
Product: RNA 3'-terminal phosphate cyclase
Exons: 11
Coding region: 1-1098 (365 amino acids)
Biological process (GO): RNA processing
Cellular component (GO): nucleus
Molecular function (GO): RNA-3'-phosphate cyclase activity
Source: RefSeq, a predicted model, not a curated record
AUGGACGGGGACAGGGUGGAGAUAGACGGCGGGAUCAUGGAGGGGGGCGGGCAGAUCCUGCGGGUGUCCACGGCGCUGAGCUGCCUGCUGGGGCUGCCGCUGCGGGUGCGCCGGAUCCGCGCCGGGCGGAGCCAGCCCGGCCUCAGACCUCAGCAUCUGUCUGGAUUGGAGAUGGUUCGAGAUCUGUGUGAUGGGAAGCUGAAUGGUGGAGAAAUUGGCUCAACAGAAAUAACUUUCACUCCUGGGAAGAUCAAAGGUGGAACCCACAUAGCUGAUACAAAAACAGCAGGGAGUGUGUGUCUACUGAUGCAGGUAGCAAUGCCCUGUGUGCUGUUUGCUGCUUCCCCAUCAGAGCUUCAUUUAAAAGGUGGGACUAAUGCGGAGAUGGCUCCUCAGAUAGACUACACAGUCAUGGUUUUCAAGCCAAUAGUAGAAAAGUUCAAUUUCACAUUUAAUUGUGACAUAAAAAGGAGGGGCUACUAUCCUCAAGGAGGUGGUGAAGUUGUACUCCAGAUGUCUCCAGUCAAAGAGCUGAGCCCAAUAAACUUAACAGAACGUGGCACAGUGACAAAGAUUUAUGGAAGGGCAUUUGUUGCUGGAGCACUGCCUAUCAAACUGGCAAAGGACAUGUCAGCAGCAGCAGUGAGAUGCAUCAGAAGAGAAAUCAGAGACCUUUAUAUUAACAUUCAGCCUGUCAGAGAACCUGAUGAUCAAGCUGUUGGGACUGGAAGUGGAAUAAUUAUUGUUGCAGAGACCUCAACAGGUUGUUUGUUAGCUGGAUCAUCACUUGGCAAGAGAGGAAAGAAUGCUGACAAGGUUGGCAUUGAAGCAGCUGAAAUGCUGCUUCAGAAUCUUAAACAUGGUGGAACUGUGGAUGAUUCUCUGCAAGACCAACUGAUCAUUUUUAUGGCACUAGCAAAGGGAGUAUCUAGAGUGAAAAGUGGACCAAUUACACUUCAUACUCAAACAGCUAUACACUUUGCAGAGCAGCUAACAAAGGCUAAAUUUACUGUGACAAAAUCAGAAGAAGAAAACCCUAGUAAUGAUACCUACAUCAUUGAGUGCCAAGGAAUGGGGAUGACUAACCCAAAUUUAUAG